Messenger RNA from Peromyscus eremicus (cactus mouse), 4441 nucleotides. RefSeq names its product twinfilin-2. Gene Ontology annotation, cellular component: plasma membrane; myofibril; cytoplasm. Gene Ontology annotation, molecular function: actin monomer binding; actin filament binding; pattern recognition receptor activity. The transcript has 9 exons. NCBI's taxonomy places the organism in Eukaryota, Metazoa, Chordata, Mammalia, Rodentia, Cricetidae. The record is from RefSeq and is a predicted model, not a curated record. Gene Ontology annotation, biological process: barbed-end actin filament capping; canonical NF-kappaB signal transduction; regulation of lamellipodium assembly. The coding region runs from base 132 to 4109 and encodes 1325 amino acids.
GCCCGGGAAGCUGCGCGAAGCUGGGCGCCGCCGCCACAUCCUCCGGAGCUCUGGGUCCAGGCGAGCCGAGUCGAGCCGGGCCAGGACCAAGCGGAGCGGUCCGACGGCACGAGCGAGCCGAACGCUGAGCCAUGGCGCACCAGACCGGCAUCCAUGCCACUGAAGAGCUAAAGGAAUUCUUUGCCAAGGCCCGGGCUGGCUCCAUCCGACUCAUCAAAGUCGUCAUUGAGGACGAGCAGCUCGUGCUCGGUGCCUCGCAGGAGCCAGUGGGACGCUGGGACCAGGACUACGACAGGGCUGUGCUGCCGCUGCUAGACGCCCAGGAGCCCUGCUACCUCCUCUUCCGCCUUGACUCGCAGAAUGCCCAGGGUUUCGAGUGGCUCUUCCUGGCCUGGUCACCUGAUAAUUCACCUGUGCGGCUGAAGAUGUUGUAUGCGGCCACGCGAGCCACAGUGAAGAAGGAGUUUGGAGGCGGCCACAUCAAGGAUGAGCUCUUCGGGACAGUAAAGGACGACCUCACCUUGGCUGGGUACCAGAAACACCUGUCAUCCUGUGCGGCACCUGCCCCACUUACUUCGGCAGAGAGAGAGCUCCAGCAGAUCCGAAUCAACGAGGUGAAGACCGAGAUCAGCGUGGAAAGCAAGCACCAGACCCUGCAGGGCCUGGCCUUCCCCCUGCGGCCUGAGGCCCAGCGGGCCCUCCAGCAACUCAAGCAGAGGACCGUCAACUACAUCCAGCUGAAGCUGGACCUGGAACGGGAGACCAUUGAGCUGGUACACACAGAGCCCACAAAUGUGACCCAGCUGCCCUCACGGGUUCCCCGAGAUGCUGCCCGCUACCACUUCUUCCUGUACAAGCAUACCCAUGAGGGUGACUCCCUUGAAUCUGUGGUGUUCAUCUACUCCAUGCCGGGGUACAAGUGCAGCAUUAAGGAGCGCAUGCUCUACUCCAGCUGCAAGAGCCGCCUCCUCGACUCUGUAGAGCAAGACUUCCAGCUGGAGAUAGCUAAGAAGGUUCUCUGUCACAGGACCCUUCACCCCUUGUCUCUCCUGGUGCAAGCUGCCGUGCUGGCCGAGGUUCUGGCUCUGGGCACCCUGCCUGCCUUCCUGCCCUGUGAGCUGAAGCCUCGUGGCCUGGUAGACUGCAACUGGCUGUUCCUGAAGUCUGUGCCUCGCUUCUCUGCAGCAGCUGCCCGUUCCAACAUCACCAGCCUUUCCUUGAUCUCCAACCGCAUCCACCACCUGCAUAAUUCCGACUUCGUCCACCUGUCCAGCCUGCGGCACCUGAACCUCAAAUGGAACUGCCCGCCCGCUGGCCUCAGCCCCAUGCACUUCCCCUGCCACAUGACCAUCGAGCGCAACACCUUCGUGGUUGUGCGUACACUGGAAGAGCUGAAUCUGAGCUACAAUGGCAUCACCACUGUACCCCCACUGCCCAGCUCCCUAACGAACCUGAGCCUGAGCCACACCAGCAUCCUGGUACUAGAUUCUACCAGCCUUGCCGGCCUGUACAACCUGCGCUUUCUCUUCAUGGAUGGGAACUGCUACUACAAGAACCCCUGCAAUGAGUCAGUGAAGGUGGCCCCGGGUGCUCUCCUGGGCUUGAGCAAUCUCACCCAUUUGUCACUCAAGUAUAACAAACUCGAGAAGGUGCCCCGCCAACUGCCCCCCAGCCUGGAGUACCUACUGGUGUCCUAUAACCUCAUUGUCAAGCUGGCACCUGAAGACCUCGCCAAUCUGACCUCCCUGCGGGUACUUGAUGUGGGUGGGAACUGUCGCCGCUGUGACCAUGCCUUCAACCCCUGUACAGAAUGUGGACAAGAGUCCCUCCAGCUGCAUCCUGAGACCUUCCAUCACCUGAGCCACCUCGAAGGCCUGGUGCUGAAGGACAGUUCUCUCCACACGCUGAACUCCUCCUGGUUCCAAGGCCUCGUCAACCUCUCAGUGCUGGACCUGAGUGAGAACUUUCUCUAUGACAGCAUUACCCAAACUAUGGCCUUUCAGAACUUGACAAGACUGCGCAAGCUCGACCUGUCCUUCAAUUACUGCAAGAAGAUAUCAUUUGCCAAGCGCCACCUGACAAAGUCCUUCGAGAGUCUGGUGUCCCUGCAAGAGCUGAACUUGAACGGCAUCUUCUUCCGAUUGCUCAACAAGAACACACUCAGGCCGCUGACCAAUCUGCCCCACCUCCACACUCUGCAUCUGCAGAUGAACUUCAUCAACCAGGCCCAGCUCAGCAUCUUCGGUACCUUCCCAAACCUUCGUUUUGUGGACCUGUCAGAGAACCGCAUCAGUGAGUCUUUGGUAAUGUCAGCAGCACCCCCUGAAGAAGCAGAUGGUGCGGAGCAGGAGAGUCUGUGGUCUGGGGUUCCUGCCCCAACUCUACUGAGCACCCCUGGCUCUAAGAACUUCAUGGUCAGGUGCAGGAACCUCAAGUUUACCUUGGAUCUGUCUCGGAACAAUCUGGUGGUAGUCAAGCCAGAGAUGUUCAUCAACCUCUCCCACCUCCAGUGCCUAAGCCUGAGCCACAACAGUAUUGCACAGGCUGUCAAUGGCUCUCAGUUCCUGCUGCUGACCAAUCUGCGGGUGCUAGACCUCUCCCAUAACAAGCUGGACUUGUACCACGGGCGCUCGUUCACUGAACUCCCAAAAUUGCAGGCCCUGGACCUGAGCUACAACAACCAGCCCUUCAGCAUGCAGGGUAUCGGCCACAACUUCAGUUUUGUGUCCCGUCUGUCCGUGCUGCAGUACCUUAGCCUGGCACACAACGAUAUCCACAGCCGCGUGUCCUCACAUCUUCGCAGUAACUCACUGAGGUCCCUGGACUUCAGUGGCAAUGCUGUAGGCCUCAUGUGGGGUGAGGGGAACCUUUACCUCCAAUUCUUCCGGGAUCUGCGUCGCCUGUACCAGCUGGACCUGUCUCAGAAUCGCCUGCAUAUCCUCCUGCCCCAGUACCUCGACAACCUCCCCAAGAGCCUGAGGAUUCUGAACCUCCGUGACAAUUACCUGUCUUUCUUUAACUGGAGCAGUCUCACCUUCCUGCCCAACCUGAAAGUCCUGGACCUGGCAGGAAAUCAGUUAAAGGCCCUGACCAACGGCACCUUGCCUAAUGGCACCCUGCUCCAGAAGCUGGACGUGAGUAGCAACAGUAUUAUCUCUGUGGCCCCAGCCUUCUUUGCUCUGGCUGUGGAGCUGAAAGAGGUCAACCUCAGCGACAACUACCUCAAGACAGUGGAUCGCUCCUGGUUUGGGCCCAUAGUGCCGAACCUGACAAUGCUGGACGUGAGAAGCAACCCUCUGCACUGUGCCUGCGGGGCGGCCUUUGUGGACUUCCUGCUGGAGGUGCAGACUAAGGUGCCCGGCCUGCCCAACCAGGUGCGGUGUGGCAGUCCCAGCCAGCUGCAGGGCCGUAGCAUCUUCGCGCAGGACCUGCGGCUGUGCCUGGAUGAGGUCCUCUCCUGGGACUGCUUUGGCCUUUCCCUGUUGGCUGUGGCUGUGGGCAUGGCGGUGCCAUUACUGCAGCAUCUCUGCGGCUGGGACGUCUGGUACUGUUUCCACCUGUGCCUGGCAUGGAUACCUUUGCUGGCCCGGGGUCGGCGCGGCGCCCAAGCCCUGCCCUACGAUGCCUUCGUAGUGUUCGAUAAGGCGCAGAGCGCGGUUGCCGACUGGGUGUAUAACGAGCUGCGGGUGCGGCUGGAGGAGCGGCGCGGGCGCCGAGCACUGCGCCUGUGCCUGGAGGACCGCGAUUGGCUGCCGGGCCAGACGCUCUUCGAGAAUCUCUGGGCCUCCAUCUAUGGCAGCCGCAAGACGCUGUUUGUGCUGGCCCACACGGACCGGGUCAGUGGCCUCCUGCGCACCAGCUUCCUGCUGGCUCAACAGCGUCUGCUGGAGGACCGCAAGGAUGUGGUGGUGUUGGUGAUCCUGCGCCCCGAUGCCCACCGCUCCCGCUACGUGCGCCUGCGCCAGCGCCUCUGCCGCCAGAGUGUGCUCUUCUGGCCCCAGCAGCCCAACGGGCAGGGCAGCUUCUGGGCCCAACUGAGCACAGCCCUGACUAGAGACAACCGCCACUUCUAUAACCGGAACUUCUGCCGGGGACCCACAGCAGAAUAGCCCAGAGCAACAAAUGGGAACAGCGGCACCUUCACGCCUGGCCACCCGGGGUGCUCCGCCUGCCUUGCUCUGUCCUUCUCCUGCUUUACUCCACGAGUAUCCAGCAGGUGUUCAAUACAUGCUGCCAAACCACCACCCCUGGGCUCCUGGGCGGUGUGGGUGGGAGGAGAGAUGGGAAAAUUCUCCGUAUCUCCGCAUAGUAAAGAGAGAGAAGAUAGAUAAAAACGGGACCCACAGAACUAAGGUUGGCUGUGAAGGGCAAUUUUCUUCGCAGGCAUCUUCCAGGAGGGUCUGAAGAUAAUCACCAAAUGUGGACUUGAUCCUUCCCAGAG